UCUCCACAAAGUGAGCUGAGCCUGGCUUCGCCGUCGUUUGAGGUGAUCACCGUCUAUAUUCUCUCUUCCCCUGCAACUUAGCUGUCGAAUGAUCUUACUCUGUCUUCUGCAUCUUCAAUUUGUAAGCAGCUUUCUCUUAACCAGCAAUCCAUAGACAGAGGAACUCUCAUUCUUCACUCUCAAACAUAUUUUUCCACAUAGUAUUGGAGCGCAACAUGCAGCUGCAUCCGCGCCACAUCGGCCGCAACCACCGUGAGAACCUCGUUUCCAAGCUCAUAAAAGAUGUCGAGGGCACUUGCAGGAGAGUUAUAACUGUACACAAAUAUGCUCCUGAUUCCGAGAGAUUUCUACUGAAAACUGUUUAUACCAGAUACUUUAUACCAGAUACUGUUUACUCUCCCCCUCAAGCUGGUGCAUGAAGGUCAUGAAUGCCCAGCUUGUCCCGCAUCAAAUAAAAACUGUCCUUGCCCAAUGCCUUUGUGAAAAUAUCAGUUGGUUGAUGAGAGGAAGAGAUUGGUAAUGUGCAGAAACAAUACCAGCUUGAAAUUUCUCAUGCACCAAAUGACAAUCAAUUUCCAAAUGUUUU
Messenger RNA from Rubroshorea leprosula, 586 nucleotides. Lineage: Eukaryota; Viridiplantae; Streptophyta; Magnoliopsida; Malvales; Dipterocarpaceae. The record is from the annotation of a GenBank genome assembly.